Molecule: messenger RNA, 846 nt
Organism: Protopolystoma xenopodis
Lineage: Eukaryota; Metazoa; Platyhelminthes; Monogenea; Polystomatidea; Polystomatidae
Source: the annotation of a GenBank genome assembly
UUGUUAAUAGAACGUUUACCCGAGAGGCGUAUUCGAUUUUGGAGUGCUUAUCUUCUCUUCUAUGAGCGAAUAGAAUCUCCCCAGCCCGGAAUAGUCUGUCGUCAAGGUGAUUAUAUUCCUGGUCCUACCGCAACCUCUGCCUCUCCUUUAUUUGCAGCUCAGCCUCGACAUGUUAACCUGGCCACUCCCUUGGUCCCUCCACCAGCGUCCGUUUCACUCUCCUCAGACUCCAUUUCUGAAGCAACUGUGACUCUUGCGCAAAGGCGAGCUCGCUUACAAUUGGUCCAUCAAGAAGUGGACCAAGAGGAGCCAGAAAUCGGUAUUCUUAAUAGACAAGGGAAUUUAACAGAUGGGGCCAGUCGCUGCAAGGGCAAUGACUCCAAGCCUAAGCUGGAACGAGAUCAUAGCCGAGGCUCUUUUGCUGAGCUCUCAGAUCUAGUUCAUCGUAGUGAGCGCCAUCGGGGCAUCACUCUUCUUGUCGGUGGAUCUUCUGCUGUUGCCAGUUUGCAGAAUAACAGUCGCGCUGGACAAUAUUUAUUUAACCCUUCACUUGCACCCUCUCAUUCGGUCCACGCAGUGCCCCCUAACUCGGAGGGUUCAAGUGGCCCUGUUGGAUCAAGUAUUGGCUCUGCUUGCCCGAUUUCAGCUGAUACUUAUGGUUAUGCGAUUAUGCCGUCUCGCAUCUCUCGCGAAAUAAGAUCCGAGAACUUGUCCUUUCUGCGUAACAAAGACGUAUACUCGGCGGAUUAUUUCGGGUUGAUCCACGCACUCGCGAUUGGCAUACUGGUUAGUUCAGUCUAUCCAUCUACUAUAUUAUACACAGACGUGUUUUGUUUUGGCAUCUGA